Messenger RNA from Cannabis sativa, 1229 nucleotides. RefSeq lists its product as uncharacterized. The transcript is spliced from 8 exons. NCBI's taxonomy places the organism in Eukaryota, Viridiplantae, Streptophyta, Magnoliopsida, Rosales, Cannabaceae. Bases 168 to 1043 code for a protein of 291 amino acids. The record is from RefSeq and is a predicted model, not a curated record.
GAAAAGAAUAACAAUAAAGAUAAAAAAAAAUAUAAAAUAACUGACACUAGAAUAGCACUUGGCAGAAAAAAAAAGGAGGAAAGACUUUAGAAGAAUAGCAUCCCAAUUGUCAGGCCUUUGGCAUUUCGAUCUUAGGGUUUGUCUCUUUUCAAUCCCCAAUUCCUUCCAUGGAGAUCGUAAGAAGGCCAUCGCAUGCUGGUUCUUGGUACACCGAUAAUCCUACUAAGUUAGCGGAAGAACUUGAAGGUUGGCUGAGAGAAUCUGGCCUAACUAAAUCUCCUGAAGUACGGGGUGUUAUUGCUCCGCAUGCUGGCUAUUCCUAUUCUGGUCGUGCUGCUGCCUAUGCAUUUGGAAAUAUUGAUCCGACGAGCAUUACUCGGGUGUUCCUUCUUGGUCCGUCUCAUCACUAUUACACCCCAAAAUGUGCUCUUUCAAUGGCUUCAGUUUACAAGACGCCAAUUGGGGACCUACCUAUUGAUUUGGAAGUUAUUAAGGAGCUAAAGGCUACUGGGAAAUUUGAACAAAUGACUAUUCGUGUUGAUGAGGCUGAACAUAGCAUGGAAAUGCAUUUGCCAUAUCUUGCCAAAGUUUUUGAGGGGCACCCUGUCAAAGUAGUACCAAUUUUAGUUGGUGCUGUUAAUGCAGAAAAUGAAGCCAUGUAUGGACAGUUGCUUUCAAAAUAUGUGGAUGAUCCCCAAAAUUUCUUCUCUGUAUCUUCAGAUUUUUGUCACUGGGGUUCUCGAUUUAGUUACACACACUAUGACAAGAAACAUGGGCCAAUAUACAAAUCUAUUGAGGCUUUGGACAAGAUGGGAAUGGAUAUAAUUGAAACAGGAGAUCCAGAUGCAUUUAAAAAUUAUCUGAUGGAGUAUGACAAUACCAUCUGUGGACGACAUCCGAUUAGUGUUUUUCUUCAUAUGCUGAGAGGUUGCUCUACAAAGAUAAAGAUAAAUUUUCUCCGAUAUGAGCAGUCGAGUAAGUGCAAGAGUAUGAGAGACAGCAGCGUAAGUUAUGCAUCAGCAGCUGCAAAGGUAGUUCCUUGAAGAAGAUUUGACAAUUCUUCACUGUGGGAAUUGGAAGGCUCUUCAACUUCAAUAUUUCAAUUUAACUAUUGACGUUUAAUUUCAAAGAAAACAAACUGUAAUUCUUCCCUGUUUGGAUGAAUAUUGUUGCUGAUACUAAUUUUUAAUUAUGGCUUGAAACAAAAUCGUUACUUUGUGUGCUUAAAA